Molecule: messenger RNA, 3112 nt
Organism: Spodoptera exigua (beet armyworm)
Lineage: Eukaryota; Metazoa; Arthropoda; Insecta; Lepidoptera; Noctuidae
Source: the annotation of a GenBank genome assembly
CAUCGCUUAGAUACUGUGCUAUAGCAAUGGACUGAACACGGUUUUUGUGUACUUUGUGCUCAAUUUCAUUUUUCAUGUUUGAUUUUUGAAGUUUUUUUGGGGUUUGGGUGUACGAUGGCGAAUUUACUGAAAAGGACGUUCAGUGCUAUAGGCCGCGAGAGCAGGGAGUCGAGCUCCAGCAGCAGACCGGCGAGCAGCAGUGAUGCUGCUCCUCAACCCGAAGAAGCCGAGGGUAACAUGAACCGGGAGAACGUCUCGAACAAGAUCGCCGCCGGCAUGGACCGGUGGCAGAACACGCUCGAGGACAUGAUCAACCUGAGGUCUUCCAACAACACCGUCUUCAAGGACUACUAUUGGGCUCAAAACGGUUUCGACGAGCUCCGACGCUACGUAAAGCAGGGAAGCGACUUCAGCAAAGAACUAUCAUCCAUAUUACAAGAGAGAAUUGAAGCAGAAAUAUACUACGCGAAAUGCCUGGCCAAACUGGGGACCAAGCUGACGAAGGCGUGCAAGGAGAGCGUCGGCUCGUGCGCCGAGGCAUGGAAGCACGUGGCGCUCGAGAUGGAGAAACGGUCGGAAAUUCACAGAAAUUACUCAAGUGCUUUAUCCGACGAGCUAGUGAAACCAAUGAAACAUGUAAUCGACAAUCAAUUGAAACUUAGGAAGAAGAUCGAGGGUAACGUUGACAAGACUACGCGAUCUCUCGGAGAAUGGAGAACUGCGGAGGCAAAGUCUAAGAAGCAUUCGCACGCGGCGGCGCGGGAGAACGAAAAGUUACAGGACGCCUCGUUGGAGAUGAGCCGCCUGUCGCGUAGUUCGAGCGUCGGCCACAUACCACAUGCGCACUCCAUCCUGAGCGCGGCGCGGGCAGAGCGGCUGCCAAACGCGACGAGCGAGAAGGACGCAGCUAAGCUUCAGGUCAAGAAAAGGAAGACGGAAGAUGCUGUGAAAAAAACUGAAGUUGAAUAUUAUAAUGUGUGCGUGCACGCAGAACGGGCUAGGUUGGAAUGGGAGUCAAGUGUUGUAAAGGGAGCUGGCAUGCUGGAGUCUCUUGAAGAAGAGAGACUAGCUCAGCUGAAGACGGCUGCCGACUGCUACCUCAGGCUGACAUCCGCCGUGCCUGCACAAUUAGCGGAGGCCACGAAUAUUUUGGUGAAUCCGAUAAAGAACGCGAACGCGAACACUGAUAUGAGAGUGGUUCGAGGAGUCCGGUCGGCACAGACCGGAGCCAGCGAGCAACUGCUGCCAGACUUCUACUGCGAACAUACCACGCUUGCUAUGAACAGGGAAAGACGUAAGCAGGCGCUGCUAAAGAUUCUGCAGCUAGUUAAACAAGAUAUCGACAGGGAAAGGAAAUCCAAGCAAGGGCUUGAGAAACUGUCGAUGGCCAUCAAGCAGACACCUACUUUCGGAAAUGACGAUUCUCAACAAAACGUAGCUGACAAACUGUACCAUAUGAGAAGUAUGCUGACAUACUUAGAAGCUGUGAGGUAUAAAAUAACUGCUAGUCUUAACGAGCUGGACAACAGGCCGCCCGUGCAGCAUCCUCUAGCAGCACACAUACAGAUCAUACGAGACAAACAAGGACUGCAACAGAGCAUUCUGAAAGUACCGCCAUGGCUUCAAGCUGACUACCAAAAUGAGGUGAACAAAAACCUGACACCAAAUUACACGGCGUUGACCAAGAGUGUGAACGGUGGAGAGGAGAGAGAGCGGAGAGACUCCAUCAUGAGCAGAGCCUCCAGCAAAUUGAGGAUAGAACACCUUUCGUUUAGAAGAAAUACUGACAACAAGAGUGCACCAGUCACACCUGUCGUCGACAUCCCUACGCCCCCGCUGCAGAAACAGACUGUGGAGACACCAAACCCGCCUGAAAGCCCACUGGAUUGGAGCGAGCGUGGCGCUGGUGAUGGACUGUCUAAUCAACAAGAUAGUGACUUUGACGAGUUUUCCUCGCAGAGCGAUAGCUCGACGGAUUUGACGGAUAUUAUGAAGAACGAGAACGGGGACACGGUGCCACCGACGCCAUCGCUGGGCAAAUGCCGAGCGCUGUACACGUACGAGGCGAGACUUAAUGAUGAACUUAAUUUGACACCAGGAGACAUAAUAAAUAUACACGAGAAACAAGACGAUGGGUGGUGGAGUGGCGACCUGAACGGCAUCUAUGGAAUUUUCCCUUCAUCCUAUGUAGAAGAAAUAACAACUUGUAUAUAACACUGAUAAUAUGUACUUAUCCCAAAAGUGAUAUAUAGGAUAUCAAAAAAUUAUAAAAUCAGUGAAUAAUAAACAGGCCAGGAAAAGUUUUCUCGUAUUUGUGACAAACUAAAAAGUAUUGUAUUUGACCAAUUUCCCGCCAUUCUAAUGAACGUCAAAUCAUACCUUUUUAUAAUCUGUGGAUUAGGAUUGUAAUAAAGUGAACUGUCUGGUGGUUGUUGAUACCGUGUUGUGCAAUUGUAUACUUAUUGAAUUAAUAUAUUAGCAUAAUUACUUCAAUUGUUAAUUAUCUCACGAGUUAUUUAUGAAAAUUGUAAGGUAUUUCGGUACCUAAUAAUAUGUGAUUACCUGUUAAUAAUUAAUUUCUUUGAAGCCUUAUUAUGUAGGUCUCUCAUGGAGAAAAUAUUUGUCUGUCCAAUUUUCAUAAUGAUAGCGACAAUAUAGUAGAUUGAAGACGAUACGAAUAAUUAAAAGUAGGUAAAAGAUUUAACGAAAUUGUAAAUACUGUUUAUAUUUUGUAAAAAAAGUCGCGCAAACCAAUUAUUAUUUUUAUUGGAUAUGUGUCUUGUAUAUAGUUUUGAUAUUGGUAGGCAAAGAGUUGAUUCUAGUGAUGAUAUCAAAAAAAUCUAUCAUUUAUCUGUGUAUUCAUAUAGGUAGGUAUUGUGGAAUUGACUGUGAGAUCAACGGCCAAAAAUAAUAACAAUCUAUCUAUCAGACCUUAACGUUUAAGGUCAGAUAGAUACAUUGUUAUUAAUUGGUAUCUCUUGAUAAGUCUCAGGUAAAAAUCAAUAUCAAAUGUCGAUGUUCUUAAAUCAUACUUUUAUAAACACAGUAAGAGAUAUAAUAUUAAAUCAUGUGACAUUAAAUGCGUGUGUGAGUGCGUAGUAGGUACAGCACG